Aureobasidium pullulans EXF-150 is the source of this 3128-nucleotide messenger RNA. RefSeq lists its product as uncharacterized. The coding region runs from base 106 to 2847 and encodes 913 amino acids. Gene Ontology annotation, cellular component: cytoplasm; endocytic vesicle; plasma membrane. Gene Ontology annotation, biological process: septin cytoskeleton organization. The transcript has 6 exons. NCBI's taxonomy places the organism in Eukaryota, Fungi, Ascomycota, Dothideomycetes, Dothideales, Saccotheciaceae. The record is from RefSeq and is a predicted model, not a curated record.
AGGGUUCGUGCCUGCCUCUUGCAGGAACCUAAACAACACGCUCCUUCAGUCAAGUUAUUUGUAUCUGCUUUGUGUUGGUCUUUGGACGCGCGCAUAUCAGUCGCAAUGGAUAGGCAAGAGUAUCCGACUAUGGUGGCCACACUUGAGCCUGGCCAGGCUAUCAGUGUCCUCAACGAUCGCGUCCGUCAAGUUGGCCGUCUCAAUUCCGACAUCGCCGAUUGGCUUCAAGAACGAAGGAGGCUCGAGGAACAAUACUCUGCCGGUUUGCGCAAGCUUGCAAGGCGAUCUCCGCCUGGUGACUCGGCCCAAGACCUUGGCAUCUUCUCGGUACCAUGGACCACCCUCACCUCGGCUCUCGACACAUUGGCCGAAUCGCAUCAGGUUCUGGCCCAAAGAAUUGAAGUCGAUGUCGAGCGACCACUACGCGAUUUCGGCUCGAGCAACCGGGAAAUGCAGGCCAUGUCCACCAUCCAAGGCAACCUCACCUCCAUGGCCCGCGAUGUCGAGAAUGCUCAAAACAAGUCGGAUCGUUUGAAUCGCAAGGGUUCAACCGCCGCCUCUCGUGCGGACACUGAGCUCGAAGGCGCUCAAUCGCAGUGGUCUGCACAGGCGCCCUACGUCUUCGAAUCUCUACAAGCUCUCGACGAGAGCAGACUGAACCAUCUGCGAGACGUCCUCACUCAAUUCCAAACGCACGAGAUCGACGCCAUCGAGAAGACCAGAGUGUCUGCAGAGUCCGUUUUGAACAUCCUGUUGAACGUCGAGACGGCCGAUGAGAUCAAGACAUAUGCUCUUCGUGUUGCUAGCGGUGACAUGGUGCCGAAGGAGAAGCCCAGAAGCCGCCAGUCCAUGUUUGUUGCCCCGUCUCUGGCUCCUACACCGGCUUCUACUGAUCACCACGACGAUGGCGCAAGUAUGCGCUCUGGCACUGCUUCGACAAGCUAUGCUUCAGAACCUGCCAAAAAGCAGUCUUUCAAGGGCUUGAAGAGACUGGGCACUGUUCUUGGCCGAAAGAAUCGCGACAGCAAGAUCAUCCCCAGCAGAGACUCGGAGUCUCCUGAGCGCAAGCCAUCCAGACCCUCGGCCUUCAACUCUUUGUCCAGUAGAUUUGGACGUAGCAACGACUUGCCCACUCCGCUUGAAGAGCGUGAGGAGUCUCCCAGCCGCCCUCGCUCUCCGCUCCGCACCAUGACUAGCAACACCAAUUCAUCGUACCGUGGCACUACAAACGGUGAUAAGGAACUGCCGCCUAUUGAUGGUUCCGCUCAGUCUCUGGCUGCUGCUGGUCUCGCUCCCGAGUCGUCCUACUCUCCUUACCAGCAGAACACUGCGUCACAGCUGCAGGAGCCUUUGCAACCAUCGCAGGCUUCAUUGCCCCUCCAGUCUUCUCCCCAGCCACCCGUCUCCGAUUUCUCGCAGCCCAUGCGACCCAUGCAGCCAAUGCAGCCUACGCAGCCUGUGCGCGACAACGAAGGCUUCUCUGAGCCGCCACCCGCUGCCGAUCUCAUCUCGCAGGCCGAGCAAGAAGCUGCUGAGGCGAACGAGGCCAACCAGCCUCAGUUCAAAUUGGACAUUCGCAACGCUCCCAUCGCCGAGGAAGGCGGUGAUGCUGCUCUUACCAGUGUCGCUAACACUCUUAAGAUGCAAGCACCUCCUCCCACUUCGCGUAGAGCAGGUACUGUUCGUGGCCGUCGUGACAUGCGUGCUAGUGUAUAUGGCCAGUCACCGGUCACCACCCCGGAUGUUACUACCGAAGAGGAGCCCGCUCGCACCAUUUCGCCGCCUCCACAGGUCUUCCAAGAGACGACAAGAGCACCUCUCGAGAUCUCAACAUCGUCUCUGCCAUCUGCCCAAAGCCCCUCCUCUCCGAUGUUUGCCUCGGGCUCAUCCGCAUUCUCGCCCUUCCAUGGCUCUGCCCAAGCCACUGCAGCUAGUAUUUUUGCACGCCCGGCCUCUCGUGUUGGCGAAAGUGAUUACGAUGCUGGCUCUAUUCGUUCCGGUCGUUCUCUCAGCAGCUCGCAGAGUCAGAGUAACAAGCAUCCUGACUUGCACGAGCCUGGUCUUAACAGCUCCAUCAUCGAGACUGUAAGUGCUUGGUUCGAGCAUGGCCAACUUACCCGCAGUGUCACCAUUGGUGAAAUUGCUCUUGCCUACAACCCUACCAAUUUCAACUCUCCCUUCGGCAGCGAGAGUAUCCGCGUCGACGGCUUCUCGAGCUUGGAGAAGGUUGCUCCCAACCCUGCCUUCCUUACCGCUGCUAGCCAAAACCCAGGCGAGUAUUCAGUCAACCUCUCCGGAAUCUCCAAGACAGCUGUGGCAUUCAAGUACCAAGUCUCUUCCCCUGGCACCAGCGCUGCUCCUCUCCUCCUCACACCCGCUUGGAAGAUUGAGCCCACGCAGACUUCCGCCAUUCUCAGCUAUAGUCUCAACCCAGCUUUCACUCUGCCUGCUGGACAAACAAGCGUCACCCUGCAGAACGUAGUCUGGAUGCUCUACCUCGAUCCUUCUGGUUCUAGACCUUCGACCUGCCUCUCCAAGCCUGUCGGAAACUUUGAUAAGGCCAAGAAUCUGAUCUACUGGCAAUUGGGCUCCAUCACUCUUUCCUCCACUCCCGGCAAACUUCUCGCUCGCUUCCAAACCCCUGACGGCGAGGCAAAGGCUGGACACGUAGAGGCCAAAUGGGAAGUCGUCGGUGCUGGUCUUGGAUCACACUUGAGCGUUUCCGUCAAGGAAGAAAACAAAGAGGCCGAUCCAUUCGCCGAUGAAAGUGCCGGUGGAAGUGAUGCGGGUUGGAAGAGGACUAAUGAGGUCAGGAGGGUUGUCGCUGGUACUUAUCAUGCCAAGUAAAGGAUUUUCCCUUGACAAAAAGAGGAGGAAAGAAUUCGGUAAUUGUAAUCUCCUGAGUCCCCCAGAUUUGUUUUGUUGUGUUUCUCGUUUCUUGUUCUUUCUGUACAGUCGUUUGUUUUGUUCUUUGUUCUGUAUAUUCCCCAAUUGAAUUCGUUUCUUUUUUUUGUACAUCAAUCGAUUUUCUCGCUUCUACAUCCAUUACCCGCCCUCUUCCGAUCAUGUUCGCCUUUGAGAACAGAGGCUGUAAAAUGCAUAAAAAUUCUUCAAAAUGAAACGAUGGU